This is a messenger RNA of Dichotomopilus funicola, 3858 nucleotides long. RefSeq names its product armadillo-type protein. The record is from RefSeq and is a predicted model, not a curated record. The transcript is spliced from 11 exons. Lineage: Eukaryota; Fungi; Ascomycota; Sordariomycetes; Sordariales; Chaetomiaceae. Bases 1 to 3858 code for a protein of 1285 amino acids. Gene Ontology annotation, cellular component: nucleus; RNA nuclear export complex; cytoplasm. Gene Ontology annotation, biological process: RNA export from nucleus; protein export from nucleus. Gene Ontology annotation, molecular function: RNA binding; nuclear export signal receptor activity.
AUGUCAUUCAACGGGGCCGCUGGGGCAGCCGCUCCCGGCGAUGGCGGUCAAGAGGUCGUCUCCAAGAUCCACGAGGCCCUCAAAGUCGUCCACAGCCCUUACUCGCCCAACCAAGCCCGGCAAGAGGCCCAAUCCUUUCUUGAAGACGUCAAAUCACUCGCCGAGGCGCCUUCGCACGGCUUCACGCUCGCCUUCAACAGGCCGCAAGAGCCCAUCGUUCGCCACUAUGGCCUGUCGCUACUCGAACAUUCAGUGAAGCAAAACUGGGAGGAAUAUAGCCCCGAGCACCAGGAAUACCUCCGCUCGUGGGUACUGCAGCUAGCUGAGACUGUCUCCGCCGAAGACCCCCCGUACCUCCGGAAUAAAGUUGCCCAGCUGUGGGUGGAAGUAGCCAAGCGUGCGUGGGUGUCUAGCUGGAUGGACAUGGACUACUUGUUGGUUCGCAUCUGGCGAGGGUCCGAUUCCCCUGUACACAAGCAACUCGUCCUCCAAAUACUUGAGACGCUCUCUGACGAGAUCUUCAACGGAGACGAUGCGGUGGUUGCCCUCCGGGAAGGGGCGUUGAGCAAAGCAUGCGUGGAGAUCUUCACACCGGCCUCAAUUCUGUCGGACGCUUUCCCCAACCGUCAGGCCGGCCCAGAUGUGCGGUGCGAAGGGGACGGGUGGCUCAAUAGGAUAACACAGCUCAUCACCGAAUGUCUCGGCAGCGUGGAGCACAAUGAAGAUGUUAGGGCGUGCGCUAUCAAAGCACUUAAUGUCCUCAAUUCGGUGGUAUCUUGGGCCAUUCCUAAAGCAUUAACCGCCGUUGGUUGUCGCCCAGUAAUGUGCAACUGUCUCGCGACUCCGAAUGUAUCCCUGCAGAAGGCUGCUCUCGAAGCCUUACACACUCUCUACAACCGGUCGAGCUUUGCUGAGGAAGAAUUUGUUGACCUCGUUGUACCCAUGUACAGCGAUGUUAUGGUCGACCUCUUCCGGCGAUUGUUCGAAUGGUCGGCGGUAGACGCCCAGGACAUUGACGAUGACAAGUACCAGUUUGCCAAGAAGUUCUCCGAGACUCUCUGUUCCCUAGGAAACUAUUUGGACCGUAAAUUUGGCGCUAUACCGCCCCAAACCAACAUCCAGCGUUUCCUAGAGCUUUUAAUGUUGGUAGUGCAGAGCCAGAGCCUCGUCGUUUCGAUCCCCGUGCUGCUUACCUGGACACGCCUUCUUUCUCACCGGUCACUUGGACCCGCGGCCGCGGAGAUGCCAUUCAUCGUCAACCUCCUGGAGUUAUGCUGCGCCCGCUUGAUUCGGUACGAGAGUUUCCCCGAGGACACUGAGGACCCUGUUUACGUCCUACUUGUGGAGGAUACAGACACAAUUCCAGAGAGACACGCCUUUCUUGGAAAUUACCGGCGGUAUUGCUGCUCUGUUAUCGAGAGCAUUGUCCACCUCAAGAUGUCCGAUGCGUUCUCGCAUAUCUUGGGUCGGGCGGAGCGUGCCUUCAAUACUCUUUAUGAUGGACAACCCCCACUGAACCCUGCCAACUACUCCAAGACUUCUCCACCUGUGCUUACCGUCGACGCUCAUGCAACCGUGAUUGAGGCUGGCCUCAAAGGCUAUGACAAAUGGAGGACAUCCCGCAGCCGGACUGCGGAGGAGCAACAAGCGGCAUCUGUCGAGGAGUAUUUUGAGAAGUGGUGUGGCGACCUUCUAGAGAUGACGUUCGAGGACCCCCUUAUCCGCAAGCGAAUUCUUCAGCUUCUCGUAACCUUCUCAACACGGGCGCUGGACUCAAAGCCCAAUAUCAUGCUCAGAGUGCUCGAGCAUAUCUUGAUGACAUGGCCGGCUUUACAGCCCGAACACAAGGUUUUCAACGACGCCAUUCGUGAUCUCCAAACUGAAAGCAUGGUCGAGCUACAACGGCUCGCAUCUAAGAUGCCGGAUCCCCUUCUUGUGAGUCGCACUCCUCGCCAUAUGGAACUGACCCAUCAACAGGACGUGUAUGAUCAACUUGAGGCAAAGGUCCAAGAGAUGAUCGCUUCGGGUACUCUAGACGAGAAGCGCCAGGUUGCUUACCAAAGCUUCCUCUUUAUUAUCAUUCACCGAGCCACACGUAUCGAUCCAGCCCUGCGGCUCUCCAAACUUACCGCGUUUAUUGAGCCCGUCAAGAACCAAUGGAAAGACGAGUCACUAAAACAAGCCCUUGGAUCCUACAGCGGGUUCUGCGAGCUAUUAGGUCUCGACAAGGUGCAGGAAUAUGUAGUGCGGCGCCGCAUUCAUGAGAAUCGUGACUGGGGCUCUGCAGACCUCGACGAGGAAGGGCUAGCUCUUCAAGCAGAGCUGGAGCAAAGGCAAUCGGCUCUCCCGCUCAGAGUUACCAAGUCGUUCUUGACGUACUCCGUUGAGAGGAUAGAAAAGGGCUCGCCACCUUAUCAGGCAUCUUGCACCCUCUGGCAAGACGGAUUCCAACUCAUCUUACCUGAGCUUCUCAAAUUCUUGAGCUACGCGCACGCGUCGCAUAAUCCCGACAACUGGAACUUGUUACCGACAGAAACGAAACCGGUGGUGGGCCGCUUACUGUCUGACCGAUUUUGGCAGGCGGGCAUUUCGGAAGGCAGUAAGGACGACUUUUAUGCCAGAGUGCUAGGGAAGAAGAAUACUCUCGAAGGGCUUGCGUCAACGAUCCGUGGGACUGUUCGGUUUGUGCGCGAGACCUGCUACGCCAUCAUAUAUUGUAUGACUCGGCUGGACAUGCAGUUCUACGGGUUUAUGGAGCUCCCUGGGCCGUUGGCAAAUGCUUUAUUUGCUGACGCGGUCUACCUUUCUUCUCACCAGGUCAUUAACCUGUUGACAUUGGUGAGGUUUCUGGUCGACAAUUGCCCGAUGGAGUUACGGGAGCACUUUGUCCCCCCGAUCUUGGCCACCUGUUUUGAGCAGAUGGAUACAAAGAUCAGCUCCGAGUGGGGGAAGCUCGGGAGCCGAGAGGAGGUCCGAGCGGCAGCGGACGAGUUAACCGAGGAGAUGAAGGCGGAAAGUAUUCUGAGGCAGUUGACGUAUUCUGCGGUGCUCAUGGUUGCAGAUGUCCUUGAUCCGGCCAGGGAUGCAUCAGGUGAGAAGACGGAGGAGGCGACAUCGGGCGGAAAAUACCCGCCGCUGCGGACAUUCUGCCUCAUGAAUCCCUCCAUUGCGGUUCCGCUCCUCGUCUUUUGCAGCCAUGCGAUCCGAAUGCACGACGGGAGAUGCUGCGGCGUAGUCCUGCGUGUUUUCCGGUCAAUUGUGCCCGAAUUCAGCCCUUCCGACCUCUCCAAGACCCUCAAGGGCACCGGCCACACCGCACCGCUCGAAGAAUUCCCAAUCCCAGAGGAAACGGCGAGGGAGAUCCGAGAGUUCAUUUCUACGGAAGUUAUGAAGGCGGCCGUCUCCUCCCUCCACGACCCUUACUUUGUAGACUCUCAACGGGACCUGGGUGCGCUGAUCGCCCAUAUCCUAGCGUACUACUCGCCUCUGACGUCCACCCCGAGGGAGAUCCUGGUGUCCUUACCCAACAUCAAGCCGGAGGAUGUCGACCGCACAAUCCGGCACGUCUCACAGCCCGGGAUGCACUCCCGUCAGCAACGGGCGUUGGUCCUUGAGUUGCUUGAAGACUUAAAAGGUGUUAGCAUUUCGGAGAUGGGCAGGCUCACCAAGAGCCUUGGGGCAGGAACGUCGGCUCACGGCGGCAAAAAGUCGGGCCGGAGUAAGAUGGCGCAGGAGUUCAUGACGCCGAAUGCUGGCUCGGGGGGCGCCGGGGCCCAGGGCGCGGAUGGUUCGAGGACGGGACGCGAUAAGACGCCGGAUUUGGAUGGGGUCGCGGGCAUGUUUGACGAAGGUCGUUAG